GAUUAAAAAGAAACGAAUGAAGAUUCAUUAGUUGGCGACAAAUAAAUAAAUAAGUAAUUCGACGUCUAGAAUUACUUGACCUUAUGAAAUGUCUAGUUGUAAAUCAAACACGGCCUCUGGUAGUCCUCAACUAAUCAAGAUGUCCUUCAACAACGAAAGACCGCGGUUGGCUUCGAAAAAAGAGCUAAGACAGCCGAAAUUAAAGUCGUUUUCGUUAGAAGAACCAUCCCAAAGCAAAGGGUAAAACUUCCCAAUCAAACUAGAAAUGCAUUUAUUGAAUGUUCAUAUUUAAAGACCUCAAGCCCAGUUCAAUUUACUGAUACCCAACUAGAUAACGGAUGUUAAAGGAAGAACAUAUAUCUGGCCAGACUGUCCUCUUUCUUAUCUUAAGUGGUCAGUAAGAAGAUUUCGUAUUGACAAAAUAAUCAUAAUCAUCACAAAUAUCCUUAGAUUUUGCAAAUGUUUCAUAGAAAUGGUCAAUGAUUUUUGGAUUAUAGUAGCAGUUAACGCAAAGUCUAAAACAAAUCGUCACGAGUGUGGAAAGUGCAAUUGAAAAAGUCAGUAGGGACAACACAUACACACCAUAACACCCAUGCACCAAGCAACGUAGCCAGUUCCCUAGUUUUGACGGCGCCGCGUGCACGUCACUCUCAACAUACGGCGCGUGACAGCAUAUAAAUACUAGGCGUGGAAAAAAAACGAACCAAACCGAGUCAAGCCGAGUCAAACCGAACCAAAAUCUAUUUCAAACCAUUCGGUUGAAAAUUUCUCCAACCCGAAUGAUUUAGUUUGGUUCAGUUUUAAACCGAACCGGGAAAACGAUGUAUUUUAUAAUUAUUUAAAUUACAAAUAUUAGUAAUACCAAUAUAUUAAAAUUCUAAUAUCAAACCAGAUAUUUUCCAUUUUUCAUUCAUUAACAUAUAUUAUUUUAACCGAACAUGUAAUAAUUAAAAUAUUUGAUUUAAAAAAAUAGAAAAGUCUGUAUUUUUAUAUUUUUAUAUAUGUAAACGUGGAUGUUAAAUUUAAACCUAAAAUCUAAAGCAAAUUUAAUUAACAAAAAAAAGUUCUUUUCCAAAGCGUCACAUAUCACAUGGAAGAUGAUUUAUUGUAGGCUUUUUAAUAAUGAUAUAAAAGAUAUUACUAAUGAUGUUGAUUUUUUUUUAGUUAACUUUUAUUUGUUUUAAUUCUUAUUUUUUUUACACUUUUAAAAAGUUUUUCUUUCAGUUUUAUAUUGAAUUUAGUUAAUAUAGUUUAUAUUGACGUAAUUUAUGUUUUAAAAAAUAAUUUCUCUUAAAAAUGAUGUUGAUUUUUUAGUCAACUUUUAUUUGUUUUAAUUCUUAUUUUUUUACACUUUUAAAAAGUUUUUGUUUCAGUUUUAAAUUGAAUUUAGUUCAUAUAGUUUAUGUUUACAUAAUUUAUGUUUUAAAAAAUAAUUUCUCUUAAAAAAAGUUAAACUAAGAAGAACCUAAUUAAACUGAUCCAAAAAAAACUCAACCGAACCGAAAACAAACCGAACUGAAUAUAAAUUGAACUGAACACAAACCGAACCAAACCAAACUAACUAUGGUUUAUUUCAGUUGGAAAAAUACUAGAACCAAACUAACCAAACCGAACCGAGAAAAUAACGGAAGUGUCCACCCCUAAUAAAUACUCUCUGAAAGAAAAUAGGCCCCAUCCGAACAUUUCGAACCAAAACACACACAAAGAGGAAGGACUUUUCCUGUCAAUUAAAACAAAACUUCUUUCUUACUCCCAAAACAAAUUACUUUUGUUUUUACUAGUAAAACGAAAGAGAAAAGAAAAAUCACCCUUAGAUUAAUUUUCUGUAAUAUUUCCAUCAAUUUAUUUUCAAUGUGAAUGUCUAAUUUUAUCCAGUGAUCAACUUUUGCCGGUUGUUUUCUAAAAAACUUCUCAGUUUGCUAUUUGCCACCAAAUAGAUACAAACUUAUUUAUUACAUUAUCUAUAACUUUAAAUAAUUAAUUACUAAAUGAUUAAUUAUUUUUGGAAAAAAUUAGACUUGUUCUUUCUUAUAAAAUUACACAUACAUUUCCCUUCAACUAGUGUAAAAGUGUAAACACGAGACCUCUUUCUCAACGCGUGCUUCAAUGAAAAAUUCACCAAGAUACAAAGAUAACGCACAGAGCUCGCUUCCUUCACCAAGCAGCAUCAGCAGUCCGACCCGACACGUUACCUCCAUGUCUGAACGAACUACCUUCUUCCAAACCGAUGCUUCCUCCUUCAAGCAAGUCGUCCAGAUGCUCACCGGAUCCUCCAAGAAGCCUAACCCGACCCACAAACCCGAACAGAGGUACUCAAUUCCUCUAGUCAAAGCUGUUCCCAACAAGAAGCAAUCUUCUUCCUCCCUAGGUUUUCGACUCUACGAACGCCGCAACUCGAAGAAGCAUCUCAAGAUCCAUCCAGUACAUUCAGGAUUACCCGAGAAACUUUCCCCCAGCAUCCUGGACUUUCCUUCUCUGGUUCUCAGCCCUGACACUCCUCUCAUGCCCGUACCGUUUAUUCAAACCGGGUCUUUGAACAAGAGCCCGAGCUCCGACGCUGAAGAGAGAGCAAUGAAAGAGAAAGGGUUUUAUUUUCACCCGUCACCGUCGACGACUCCGAGGGUUUUAGAGCCCCGACUUCUCCCUCUCUUUCCGUUGACUUCUCCUAGGGUUUCAGAUUCUGUCGCGGCCUCUACUACCCCAUGAAACUUAAUAUUUUAGCUAAUUUUUUAUUUGCAAGACUUGUCUUUUUUUGAUGUUUCUCUUUUAUAUAUUGGAAGAUGAGAUGAUGCGUAGUGAGAAUUAAGGAUUAUAUUCUUAGAAAACUUGUAAUCAGGUUUUGUUAGAUUUAUUCGUUGUUGAUCGGCUUUGUUCUAUUAAUUGCAGUAAAGUAACAUAUGAAGAAAA
This is a messenger RNA of Brassica rapa (field mustard), 2907 nucleotides long. Its product is annotated as VQ motif-containing protein 4-like. NCBI's taxonomy places the organism in Eukaryota, Viridiplantae, Streptophyta, Magnoliopsida, Brassicales, Brassicaceae. The record is from RefSeq and is a predicted model, not a curated record.